Molecule: messenger RNA, 1962 nt
Organism: Chelmon rostratus (copperband butterflyfish)
Lineage: Eukaryota; Metazoa; Chordata; Actinopteri; Chaetodontiformes; Chaetodontidae
Product: ADP-ribose glycohydrolase ARH3-like
Exons: 6
Coding region: 1-1830 (609 amino acids)
Cellular component (GO): nucleus; mitochondrion
Molecular function (GO): nucleic acid binding
Source: RefSeq, a predicted model, not a curated record
AUGGAUGUGUUUAAAAGGAAGCCACUUCCAUGUUGUCUGUCAGUGGAGGAGCUGGAAAAGGCUGAACUUGAAAUCAUCAGGUUCUGCCAAAGGAAGAAGUUUCCAGAGGAGUUUUCCAGGCUGCUGAAUGGCAAAGGUGUGAAGGGGUGUAGCCACAUCUAUAAACUCUGCCCACUGGUCGAAGAUGGUCUUCUGAGAGUUGGUGGUCGACUGAGCAGGUCGUCUAUGCCCAUGGAGGCUAAACAUCCCAUAAUACUGGCUAAAGACUUCCAUAUCUCAGACAUUCUUCUGAGGCAUAUUCACCAAGAAGUGGGGCAUGGUGGUCGUAACCACAUGCUAGCCAGACUGCGGGAGAGGUAUUGGAUCACAGGGGCUAGUACAGUCAUACGAAGAGUUCUGUCUAAGUGUACCAUCUGUCGAAGACUGAAUGCUCAGCCUGUGUCCCAACAAAUGGCAGAUCUGCCUACUGAAAGAGUGACUCCAGAUGAGCCACCGUUUACUCGCGUUGGAGUAGACUAUUUUGGACCGUUUGAAGUGAAGAGCAGAAGGAGUGUUGUGAAAAGGUAUGGCGUUAUCUUUACUUGCCUGGCCAUACGUGCAAUUCACAUUGAAGUGGCACCUUCGCUGGACACUGACUCCUUCAUAAAUGCACUCAGACGCUUUAUUGCAAGACGAGGUCAAGUCCUGGAGCUGCGCUCAGAUAAUGGAACAAACUUCAUCGGAGCAGAGCGUGAGCGAUUGAGCAGUGGAAUCAGUCUCGGAUCAAUGAUGCACUACUUCAGAAAGGAAUUAAAUGGACCUUUAACCCUCCAGCUGGCUCGCAUCAUGGAGGACCUUGGGAGAGGUAUCCUGGAGUACAGUGACGACACGGCAAUGGCACGCUGUGUGGUCCAGUCUCUACUCACCCGUGCUGGCUUUGAUGAGCAGGAUAUGGCUCGCAGGUUUGCUAAGGAGUACAGUGCAUCCCCAGGCCGUGGCUAUGGUUCUGGAGUGAUCCAGGUGUUGAAGAAGCUGUCCUCCCCUCAGCUCAGUGACGUGUACCAGCCAGCCAGGGACCAGUCUAAUGGUCGAGGUUCCUUUGGGAACGGGGGGGCCAUGAGGGCGGCCCCCUUCGCGCUGGCUUUUCCUGAUCUGGCUGAUGUUAGAAGCUUUGCCCGUCUGGGAGCCAUGCUGACCCACUCCUGCUCUCUGGGUUAUAAUGGGGCUGUGCUGCAGGCGUUAGCUGUGCACCUCUCCCUGCAGGGGGCGCUAGACCUGCCUCAGCAGUUCAUCAGCAGGCUAAUCACAGAGAUGGAGGAAGUGGAGGACAAUGAGGUGGCACGCAAUGAUGCCAGAAUCCUAAAAGAAGCAGACAAGCCGUUCUGUGAGCGCCUCCACAGAGUGAGAGACCUGAUGGACAGGAGCAAGGUCAGCGUAGAGGAGGUCAUUUCUGAACUGGGUAACGGCAUUGCGGCACUCCAUUCAGUCCCCACUGCCAUCUUUUGCGUCCUCCACUGCCUGCAGCCCCGGGAAUGCCUUCCAGAGAACUAUGGCGGCCUGGAGAGGACAAUAGCGUACAGCCUGGCCCUGGGAGGGGACACAGACACCAUAGCCUGCAUGGCAGGGGCCAUCGCUGGGGCCCACUAUGGCAUCGAGGCCAUCCCUCAGUUGUGGAUAAAGUGCUGCGAGGGGGCGGAGGAUGCAGACAUAAACGCAAAGCGACUUCACAUGCUGUACCACCAGUCAUCACAAGGAGGCGGGACUGGGACAGGGGAGCAGAGCUGUGGAGACGCAUCUGAAAGCCAGUCAAACGCUUCUAACGGCACAGAGAAGAAAACUGGAGCUGAAUGACUUUUCAACUGGAGUUUCACAAAAGGACUCAUGAACACACACACACAAAUUACACACAUGUAAAAAGAAAUCCCUUUCUGUUUUCAGACUGUGCUGUUAACUGGGAACCUGUGAUUAAGCGCAGGCUAUUUC